AUAGUUGCCUCCCCUGAAAACUUACUCUCCACUCAGCGUCGUCGACAACAAAAAACAGAAGAAAAACAAGAGUGUUAGCUAUAGUCUAAAGGUGGGAAUGAGAAGACCAACAGAUCCUAGAUAUGACGCGGUUGAGACGUACGAUGACAAACUUGCCAACUGGACACGAAGUGAACUUCAGCUCAGUAGACUUCAUGAGGAAAUAUUGACCCAAAGAGAGGCUCUGAUGAACUACAGUAUGUCCUACACAAGAAGCCAGGACAGUCGUACUCUUCAAGGGGCAGCAGAGCGGGAACGAGCACGGUUACGGAAUGAGCAAUUUCUUCAGACCAUUGAUGAAACUGCAGACUUCCUGAAGACUGAAGCAGCCAUUCCUCCUAGCCCACGACUGACAACACUACAGAACAACUACUGGGCAAUGGUACGUAGCAUGGUUCCUAUGUAUGAGAAAAGUAUCGAGCGCCAGAACAGGAAAUCCCACAGUGACCAUGGCAGCUCAGGAACAGGGCAACGGCAGUCAAACACCAGUCUGAAAGGAAAAUCAGCAAGGCCAAGCAAGAAAAAGACAAAGAAAAUUUGAUUACAAACUGGAACAGCAGGUCUAUCAGGUUUCCUAUGGCCAAAAAUAUAAAAUAUUAAUGGCUUCACACACACCCUAAAGAUAGCUUAUGGAAGUUGUUUUAUUUGUUUUUAUUAUCUUUUAAAUUAUAUACAUGUGUACAUAUAUUUUUUGGCCUUAUUCGGUCUCAAUAUUACCAUUGAAUUAAAUUUGAGUUUGUCUGAAGCUGUGGCUUGAAUGAGAUCAGCAAGGCAGCUCAACUCCUCUUCCUAAAUUUGGACCAUAAAUGAUUUUAUGUACUGCCGUAUUAUAUAAUGUGUUCAAAGUUUGUAAUUCACAGUCCACUUUCUUUAUGUUGUUAUCAGGCAGCUUUCAGCAUCACAUGUCCGUCCAUCAAUGUUAUCAAAUUCUACUUAGUCUGAUCCCAACAACACUUAAUUCCUACCUUCAUUACAAUGGCUGUGCAAAAUAAUGUUUAAAUCAUUGUGAAUAUUUCCUUUUGUUUUUUUAAGAAUUCUCCAUAUUUUGCAAUACCGUAGUAAUAAAUACUUUCAAUCAAACUUUACUCAAAUUGGCAGCAAUUGACGACCCUUUAAUCCGUUGUUCUGUUUUACUCUGAAAAUGGCAAUAAGAUGGAAGAGAAAAACAAACUGACAAAUCCUUGACUUUUAGGGAUCCCUGUAUCACUGCAAAAAACUGUAACUAAGUGUUGGAUGAACUGUUUUUUACCAGCAGGACUAAAGCUUUAAUAAAUCGUUUCUGAAAAGAAAAUAAUACCUCACAGGACUUUUAUAAUAAAUGGUAGAGAUGAAAUCAACAAAACAUAGCCACCAACAGAGGAUAAAAUCCAGCGGUUGAAACCCUGUUAUUUCAGAAUGUUAUGUCAUCGCUCUGACCAAUUGAGCUAACUGGUCCACGGACCUGUCCUUGCCGUGAUUACUGUGCUAAGGUAAUAUUCAAAACGGUAGUUAAAAGGAGGUGACAGUAUACCGGCUAUAGGAAAAACUAGGGUACAGUGGGACAGGGAUCCUUAAGAAAUUAAUUCAACUCUGUCCUGAUGGAGAUUAAAUACUGCAUGACAGGUAGCCUGCACAGGUUUUAGAAAAUGAAUGAAAUAGAGUUAAAUGUUUGUGAUAGCUAGAUACAAUCAAACAAUUUGAAUAGGAAAAUUUAAAAUAAAUAAAUAAAGAAUUUACAAAAGUAGAAAAUAUAUUGAUAAGUUACUCUAGAGUGUUAAAUCCUCAUUAAAUCCAACAUUUUGAAUGAAUAAUUUCAUGUGAUAAAAUGGAGGGGAAAAAACCCAUGUAUAUAUAUAAUAUAUGAAUCCCUAUUUUUUUUUUAGGGAAAUCAUCAAGUUAUUUUUUUUAAUAUCAAUAUAUACUACCGUAGUAAGUUACGUAGAGUAUUUAAAAAAAUGGAUGAUUAAAUUAAGUCCAUUCAGAGCAUGGAGAUCUAGAGUAAGGAACCUAUUUUUAAGCAUUACAAAAUAUGGUAUUAUUAUGUCUUGCAUAAUAUUAAAUAAAAGAAUAUUUUCUGGCAGAUACUGGUCAGUUGGGAGCAUUUAUGAUGUAGCAAUAUAAAACAUGUCAUAAAUACAAAAAAAUGAAUCACAAUGACUUCAUUAUAAGUGUUAUUCAAAUAUAUUGAUCUUUUGACAGCUAAUCAUUUCUGGCAAGUGCAAUGUUAUUGAUUCAGAUGUAAAUAUGAACCUGUAACUAUAACAAAAAAUGUUGAAACUUCAUUGAUAAUGUAUGUCAUCACUACCUAGGCAGUGUUACUGUAAUAGCUACAUUGUGAAAGCUAGUUUUUGCAAUUUCAGGUAAGCCUUGUACAGGUCACAGUUCAAACUACAUUUCCAUAUCUUGGCAACUUAUAUUUACCCAUUUACCCCUAAAGUCACAUUUAAACCUUACCAAAGCAUAGACUGAGCAAGUCCAGUUUAAAUAUUUAGGGGGUGAAUGAGUUAAACUUAAUCACUGCCCAUUAACAUAAUUAUCAGUUUAGUGAGCUGUAUAUAUUAUUUCAAGAACAUUUUCCUCUAUGUAUGUGUUCUGUAUGGUUCAAAAUGAAUUGUAUUAAUUAAAAUUAUUAAUUAUAUAUAUUGGAUUGUAAUACACAUUUAUCUUUCUUUAUUUCAACUUCAACAAACAAAAUACAAUACACAUGUACAUGUUUUCACUAUUUAUUGCUCUCUGUAUACCAGGGUAUACAUUUCUGUUCAAUUGAACUCAGGAAGUUAAAGGGAGAUAACUUUGUGUUACUUGUGAUUAUGUAAAAAAAAAAUGCAAAUGUUUCUAAAAGAUUUUGAGUAACGACUUUCACAUUAUUGUGAUUUAUUUGAAACAGCAGGUUUUGUUAAUGAUGUAGAUUUUAUUUUCUUAAAUGAUGAAUUCUGGUAAAAGUACGAAAAUUGUUUAAUUUAAGGAUAGAUAUUACAUUGCAUAGAGUUAUUUCCCUUAUAUUUUUAGUUGACUUCGGCUCAAUACAGUUGUAUUUCUUGCUUUCUUUGAGUCACAUGCUACUGAAUAUGAAAUUAUUAUAGCUUUGGUGUCUGUAUUAACACAUGCUGCACCCCUGUAUUUUGACAGUGGACUCUGACAGCCUUUGGUUUGGAGCAUACAAAAUGUGUCAUUAGGUGUCAGUGGGUUUGAUUGUAUCAGUCCCUGAGAGUGGCUAUACAUUUUUUUGAUUGUUUUAGUAUUUGAUUUAUAUAAUAUUGUAUAUAUACAGUCUUCUCAGUUUUGUUAUUAGUUAUUAGAGAGUAUAAAUGAAAUCUUUUAUUGUUAAUAUUGAAUUUGUUUUUAAGAUGACACAAAUCAACAAAAUGUUUACGAAAAUCAGGUGAUUUAUUGUGAAGAAAAUAAGGACAUUGAAGUUAGUAAUGCUGAUAUAAAAACUGAUAAAUGGAAGUUACCCUCUCAUGACUACAGACUUAAUUUGUAUGAACCUCAUUUUCUUUUAUUAUGUCAUUCAAACAAGAUAGAGAUCUAAUCCUUAUGGAUAAAUGGCAAAAGUAAUAUAAUUUAUAAUAGAUAUUUUACAAGUUUUCCAUUUUGGUUUUACAUAUUUUCUUAAGAAAAAUGCAUGUAUGACAAUUAAUAUAAAACAUCUGUAUUUUUGUACAGGUACUUCGGGGGCUGAAAAUGAUGACUUUGCCAAGUACAUUGUAUGUUGCAUAUAUUUUAUAGGUUAAUUGCCAUCUUAAAAAUUAUACCUGUGAUUUGUGUUGGAGUUAAGGUUAUAUGCUACCUGACACAUUGUACCUAUGAUUCAUGUCAGAGUUAAGAUUAUAUGCCACCUGACACAUUAUACCUGUGAUUCAUGUCAGAGUUAAGGUUAAAUGCUACCUUACACAUUAUACCUUUGAUUUGUGUCAGAGUUAAGGUUAAAUGCUACCUUACACAUUAUACCUAUGAUUCAUGUCAGAGUUAAGGUUAUAUGCUACCUAACACAUUAUACUUGUGUUUUUUGUCAGAGGUAAGGUUAUAUGUUAUCAUACACAUUAUACCUGUGAUUUGUUUUAGACCUAUUGUUAUCUGCUACCCAACACUUUUCCUUGUUUUGUGUUAGACUAAGGUUAUAUGUUAUCUUACACAUUAUAACUGUGAUUUGUUUUAGAGCUAUUGUUAUCUGCUACCCAACACUUUUCCUUGUUUUGUGUUAGACUUAGGUUUAUAACCUUACUUACAUAUGACAUAUACAUUAUUGUGUACCUUUCAAAUGUUUCAUCAAUAUUACUUACUAAGUCCAUACAAAUAUUCAUGAAAUAUAUCUUAGUUUUAGUAUUUUAAGCAGUAUAUUAUUUCCUAUUUUUUAUUUUAUUUUUUAUUCUAAUUCACAAAUUAUUUUGCAAUGUUAAAAAUAUACAACUCUCAAAUGUUUUGAUCUAUAUUCAGAUCUAUAUCUUAAGCUCAAAUGUGAAAACAAUUUUUUAUGUGAUUUUUUGUUUACUUUAUAUGACUGUAAUAAUGUGCAUGUAUGUAUCUGCAUAAUGUUAUAAUCUACAACACUGCAAACAUGUAUGUUAUGUUCACCGCUGUUUUAUAAAUUAUGUGCAACACUAUAUUUGUUGUAGAGUACUCUAUUAUGUUAUACUAACUUGCAAUAAUUCCAUGUUAUCUUCAUAUGAAUCAUUUUAUUGAAUAAAUGUAUUUGUG
Molecule: messenger RNA, 4716 nt
Organism: Mizuhopecten yessoensis (Yesso scallop)
Lineage: Eukaryota; Metazoa; Mollusca; Bivalvia; Pectinida; Pectinidae
Exons: 4
Coding region: 98-580 (160 amino acids)
Source: RefSeq, a predicted model, not a curated record